Molecule: messenger RNA, 1386 nt
Organism: Chenopodium quinoa (quinoa)
Lineage: Eukaryota; Viridiplantae; Streptophyta; Magnoliopsida; Caryophyllales; Amaranthaceae
Exons: 1
Coding region: 1-1386 (461 amino acids)
Source: RefSeq, a predicted model, not a curated record
AUGGCGGGACAAGAGAAUGAUGUCUUGUGUCGUGAGUUCGGAAAUCCGGAGGAUUAUGAGCUCACGGGAGGGAUUUUGCUACCCGUCACGGAAACCAAGUUCUCAAUCCAUCCACAAUAUACUCGAAUGGUCCAAUCGGAGCAAUUUUCCGGAAGUGCAAGUGAGGACCCUAUUGAACAUUUGGACCGAUUCCUUGAAUUGUGCGCAAUGAUGCAAACCAGUGAAGUGAGUCAAGACUACAUUCGUGUGCACCUUUUCCGGCAAUCUCUCACCGGACAAGCAAAGAAAUGGCUAAAGCAAGUAAAGCCUAACUCUCUCACAACAUGGAGGGAGGUUGUAAAGGCGUUAUUGAAGCGCUUUAUCUCCGAAGAGAAGACUGCAAAAAUGAGAAGGAAAAUUGCAUCAUUUGAGCAAGAGGCCGAUGAAAGUCUUGGUGAAGCAUGGGAGAGAUUCAAAGAGUUGGUGCAAGCAUGUCUCCACCAUGAGUACAAUCAAGGGUUGCUCAUGCGGUUUUUCUACGACGGAUUGGAGCCCAUGUCAAGAGCCAAUUUGGAUGCGGGGGCGGGUGGCCGAUUAAUCAAAAUCCCUCAAAAUCAAGUUGAAGCCACAAUAGAAGAGGUAGCAAAUAAUUACUCUUGGGGGGGCCGAAGAAGAAAUGCUCCAAAGAGAGGUGGUAUUUAUGAAUUGGAGAAAGUUGAUCAAUUACAACAUCUAAUCGAUCAACUAACGAAAGGGCUUUCCAAAUUGAACACCAAUGUGAAUGCAAGCUCAAGUGGUGGAGCAAGCUCUACUCAAGUUAACUCUUUCUCUUGUCAAAAUUAUGGAGGAACGAACCAUGAUACAUCCUAUUGUGGAGGUUUAAGCCCCGAACAUAUAGCGGCAUACAACACAAGGCAAGAGGGAUUUAGAGGAAGCGGCGGUGGAGUAGCUUGGAGACAACCACCACCUAGGUUUGUACCUCAACCUCAACAAUGGAACCAACAAGCUCAACCUUCCUAUAACUCCAAUCCUCAAUAUCAAAAUCCACCUCCAUCUCAACCCCGAAACCCAAGAGGAAGCUAUCCAAGGAACAACCAAUACAACAAUCAAACCCAAGCACCUCAAAGAAACCAUCAAGAAAAAGCACCUCAAGCGGAGCUAACUCAAACUCAACUCCUCCAAGCCAUGCAUGCGCAAAUGCAAUCUUUUGGGCAACAAAUGCAAGAGAUAAGAGCCCACAACAAGAUGGUUGAUUCACAACUAGCUCAAUUGGCCGAGAGAACUCCUUUCAAUUCACCAUCCACUCUACCCGGACAACCACAACCUAACCAAUCUCACAAUCCAAAACCCGAUACAUGCAAGGCGAUCACAUUGAGGUCGGGAACUUCCUAUGAAGGACCAAAUUAA